AAAACACUGAUAUUUUGUGGCACGACGGUCACACUUGAAGAAAACGUCACAUACGAAUUAUAUUUUUUUGUUUUGAUUGUGCGAAUUUUUUAUAGAGGCAAACAGACUUUGGAAACAUCGGGAAAACACUGGCGGCAAAUAUGGAGACCGCGACAAGCAGCAGCGACACACCAACAGCGACAGCCGCACCCCCAGUCCCAGCUGCAGAGAAAUGGGGAUUUCCGCUGCAAGAACUCUACCGACUAGCAUUCACAUUCUACAAACAGAACUCGGGCAAAGCCAUACACCUGUCCUACGAGGACAAUCUGAAGCUAAUCGCCUUCAAGCAGCAGGCAUCUCUCGGACCCUUCAAAACGAACGAUGCCCCAGCUUUGGGCGUGCUCGAUGUAAUUGGCCGCGACCGCCAGCAGCACUGGCAGCUUCUGGGCGACAUAAGCCGGGAGCAGGCCAUGGAGGGGUUCAUUGAUCUACUGGACACGAUGUGCAGUGCAUUUCGACCCUAUAUCGAGGCGGUGCGUCAGGACCGCGAUGAGACAUUGCGAAAAGACUUGCGACGCAUGGAACUGGAGAAGGAGGUGGCACAGAAACGGGAGCGCCAGCAGCAGGAGCUGCUGGAGGAGGGUUACAAAGAGGAGCUGCAACGACGUCAGCUGCAGGACGCUCUCAACAAGCAGACAUACCAGCAGUUCAAGCUGUAUGCCGAGAAACAGUUUCCGGGAAAUCCAGAGCAGCAGGCUGUACUCAUACACCAGCUGCAGCGCGAGCACUACCAUCAGUAUAUGCAGCAGUUGCAUUUGCAAAAUCAGAACCAGAACCAGACACAGACCCAGGAAAAGGCACAUCAGGAAAAGGAGGAAAUGGCUCCGGCCAACAACAAUAAUAGCAGCACCGAUCUAGCGAAUGCCAUGGAGGGCUUAAAACUGGGUGAUUUUGAGCAGCAGACAGAGGAGCAGCACCAGCACCAGCACGAGCAGCAGCACGUCGAGCAGGCACAGACACAGGCAGGCGGAGAGUACGGACAGGAGCAGCACAACCAUGUGAACGAUGAGUACGAUGAUUAUGUGAUGAUUCGCCCGGCCAAAAUCUGGACGCGACCCGACAUCGAGCAGUUCAAGACUGAAGUGUCCGCAGGCGAUGGCGAUGGCGUCAUUACCAUCGGACAUGGCGACACGGUGACGGUUCGUGUGCCCACCAAUAUGAACGGGAAGUGCAUCUUUUGGGAAUUUGCCACAGACAGCUACGACAUUGGUUUCGGCAUUUACUUCGAGUGGGCCAAGCCGGUGACCAACGAGGUGACGGUACACGUGAGCGACAGCGAUGAGGAAGAGGAUUGUGUGGACGAAGAUUAUCUGUCCACCACUGAGGACCUGGAGUCGGGCACAUUGUCGCAGGAUCAGAAUGGCCUGAACAAUCCGAUUGCUGCCUCAAAGGCGCCCAUCUCAAUUAUUGUGCCAAUCUAUCGGCGCGAGUGCUACAACGAGGUCUAUGUCGGUUCCCACUCCUAUCCCGGCGAGGGCGUCUACUUGCUGAAGUUCGACAACAGCUACAGCAUCUGGCGCUCCAAAACCCUGUACUAUCGCGUCUAUUACGAGCGCUAAGAGGCCAAAUCAGAAUACCCCAUACCCCCAGUUACUUAAGCGAAAUCUAUUUUAUCUACAUAUACAUAUGUACUAUCUAAAUAUUCAGUGUGCAAGCAGCCGCCAUUGCAAGGCUCUUUGUGCAAGUCCAAAACAUUACGAUGUCUGUGUGGGUGUUGGUGUUGGUGUAUGUAUAUGUAUGUAUAUCUAUCCAUCUCCAAAAAUCAAAACAAAACAAAAAUACAUAUUAGUUCCCAGUCGCGGCCCUGGAGAUGGAUGCAUUCAAAUCAAUUAUAAUUUAUUAUUUAGUUUUUAAUAAUAAAAAGAAUGAAAAGACGUA
Drosophila obscura is the source of this 1917-nucleotide messenger RNA. RefSeq names its product Golgi resident protein GCP60. Gene Ontology annotation, molecular function: fatty-acyl-CoA binding. The record is from RefSeq and is a predicted model, not a curated record. Bases 141 to 1598 code for a protein of 485 amino acids. Gene Ontology annotation, cellular component: Golgi membrane. The transcript is spliced from 4 exons. Lineage: Eukaryota; Metazoa; Arthropoda; Insecta; Diptera; Drosophilidae.